Messenger RNA from Penaeus vannamei (Pacific white shrimp), 860 nucleotides. Lineage: Eukaryota; Metazoa; Arthropoda; Malacostraca; Decapoda; Penaeidae. The record is from RefSeq and is a predicted model, not a curated record.
UUCGUAUGUGAGGAGCCCCGGACUUGGACAGUUGAGAAAUGAAAAUACGCAAAUAUUAGGCAUACAAAUAAGGAAGUGGCCAUUCCUUUGGAAUUCUUGGUCUGCGCCUUCAGUAACACUUCUCCCGCCCCGCCAGGAAUGGCCGUGUUGGGCAUUGGCUCCGUGGAAGUCCUGACGAUGCUCCCCUUGCCUCUGUAUGGCUGCCUGGGGAGGCCUGUCUCCCUACGACCUUCUGGGCACCUGCGAGGGCAUCGCUCUCCUUCCCGAGACGAGUUUGGGGGACAGACGAAAUGUUCUCCAGUGCAGCAGCAGGAGCUGGCAGCCCAGCACCUUCCCCGGCGGGAUUCUCGUCGGCGUGCGGGUGGUCGUGGCCCUGGUGGCCGGCGUGUGCUUGGACGUCUUCGGGCGCCGGCGGUCCAUCGUGGCUUGGAUGGGCCUCUACUUCGUGGUGGCCUUCGCCCGCAGCUUCUCGCCCAACGCCGAAUCCGUCGUUUUCUGCAUCAGCCUGGAGGGCGCCGCGGCUCAGGCCUCCACGCUGGCGCUCCUGCUCCUAGCUGCUGAGGGGAGCACUCAGAAGGAGUGUGUACGCUCUGUCUGCUUGGUGUUACUAGGGCAUGCUAUAGGAGUGGCAGGAACGACCCCCAUCAUAACACUUUUCGUGCAAGAUUCAGUCUACAGUCAAAUGGCGAGAAGUCUUCCAUCCCUAGUUUUUGUUCUUUUCAUAUUUACGCUUCCUGAGAGUGCACGGUGGGCAGUCUGCCGUGGGAAGGUGAAGGAAGCUACCCUGAUGCUCAAGAAAUCGCAUCAUGUCGCCUUUGACCAACAUCAGGCAUAAACUAACUGCCCUUCAUCAGGAGUAU